CACAGAGAGCGAAAAAUCGGUACCAAAGAUAGAAUAGUCAGCUCAAUGUUCAUAUUUACUACCAAAAGAGAUGGUAGAAGAAAACGUAGAUGCGUGGCGAGAGGAGACAGGCAGAAGCCGAAAACGUACGAUCCGGACGCAGAAAUAUAUACGAUUGCUCACGAAGCAUCAAUUCCAAGUCUGGCCAUUGCCUCAGAACAAGUAUUGGCCAUGAAGCGAUUGGAUAUAACACCCACGUACCUAUACUCUCCAUUGAAAAAAAGAGUUGUAUAUUAAAGCACCAUCUUUCUACGAAUUGAGAGACAAGGUCUUCAGACUAAAGAAAUUCUUAUAUAGACUCAAGCAAUCGGGGUCGAACUGGUAUGAAAUCAUGAAAAAAUACUUAACUGAAGUAUGACACUUAGAAGAAGUCGAAAAAUGGCCUUGUGUGCUAGUGAGAAGAAAUGAAGAAGGCACCUUCAUAGUUGAUCUUGACAUGAUAGUCAUGACAAGUACAGACGAAUUGUAUGGUGAUUUAUUGAUUCACCUACAGGAAAAGUUAUGAAUACCAGAAAGUGACGGAUUCGCUAGUUACUGACAUGAUAGGCUUGGAAAUCAGGUACAAAAGACUUGACAAAAUGCUAACAGAAAUGGAGAAGACAGUCAUUGAGAAAACCCCGAAAUUAAAAAUGCCGCCGCAGGGCAAGAAAAAGAGAUUUGUGUCGCGACAGCCGGUUUAAAGAUUAGAUGUAUCUGACACAGGACUAAACGUGUUCAAAGAAGAGUUUAGUAACAAAGUUAAUCAGUUGCAAAAGAUUGUGGGGUUACUAUCAUAUUUUACUUACAAGUGCAGAUUUGAGUUGUCAAAUUUUGUACUAUAUACGUUCCCAGAAGUACUUGAUUUAGCGGAAAAAUACUUACAACACUGAUGGAACAAAAAUGGGUCAGAUCAUAAAAUCAAGAUAGAUGCAGUAAUAGAUGCAUCUCAUGCUACACAAGUCGUAUAGAAAUCACAGCUUGGA
Lachancea nothofagi CBS 11611 is the source of this 1001-nucleotide messenger RNA. The record is from the annotation of a GenBank genome assembly. NCBI's taxonomy places the organism in Eukaryota, Fungi, Ascomycota, Saccharomycetes, Saccharomycetales, Saccharomycetaceae.